UCCGUCCUUUCGAAAGUGCCCUCGCUUUUUUAGCACGCUUGCGCUUGCGACCUGGUUGACCUUUUCCGCACUUGGGCGCUAUUCCUGCCAUCGCUCCUUUCUCCUGUGCACCCUCUGUGCGGCAUUUUCUUUCUCUCUGCAAGAGGCGCUCUAUCUCCAUCUCUGGUAUUGUAGGCGUUGAAGAGUGACAAUGGCGCGCUCGUUGCAAGGAGCUUUGAUCGUCGUUCUCCUGUGCGGUCUGGUAUACAGAGUCUAUGCCGCCGAGGCUGCGGAGGAUGUGUGCAACAUGCGGGGAGUGGACUUCAGUUCUUUGAAGGACGAUUGCAGCAUGGUGUCCAGCUCGAUGCGCAACGGGGCGGGGAAGGCGGGAGCUUGCUGCAGCAAGGUGGAUGCGCUGAUGGUUGACGUUCUGGAGGCUUCCAAGUUCGAUCAGAUGUGCAUGGGGGAGUUUUUCCGCCAGCUCGCGACGAACGGAUACCCGAUCUUAGCGCUCAACUACGUYGACGUUUGCGGCGGGGAGGACUGGAGACGGKCGCUGSAAAYUGYUYCCGCUGACCCCUCCCUGUCGCAGGGRCCGUCGCGGGUUCCGUCUGAACUUYCUCAGGCGUCUCAACMAGUCSGCCCAAAGACGGUUCCCAGCUCCGCGCCGUCGAGUGCGCAGCCGUCAGGCGCCGUUACGCUUGUCAUCCCAGUUUUGAUGCAAUUGGCGUUCGCUAUGGCGGCUAUUGCCUUCUUCCUUCGCUAAUUAAUUAAGGGAAGAGAGAUGAACCACACCAAGAGAGAGGGAGUAGAGAGGGAGUGACGGGGGGAGGGGGAGGGGGGAGGGAGGAGAGAAUAAGGGAGAGAGUAUAAUUGCUCCUAGUGUGUCGGAUAACGCACCCUGCACCCUCAAGAGAGGUGGAGUGGGGGAGAUACUGAGGAGGAGUGGGGGCGAAACUAACUGAGGUUCGACAUUUUUUUUCCUUCUUUUUCUUUCUUUUUUACCUCUAAGAGUGCUACACGGCACCAUCAGCCUCCUCCUCCUCCUCCUCCUCCUAAGCUUUUUAUUUCCUUAUACAGGCACGUCGGACCUUUGGAGUGCCCUUCCCUGACAUUGGAGUUGACGUGCGUCGUAGCAGUCAUAUUGAUGUAGCUAUUGUCACACACACACAGAGAGAGAGAGAGAGAGAGAGAGAGAGAGAGAGAGAGAGAGAGAGAGAGAGAGAGAGAGAGAGAGAGAGUGGAUGAUGGAUUACCGCUUCUGAUUCUUUCUUUGAAACUUCGAUUUCAACUUAUCUUGAUGAUUUCUACGCUACCUUGAUUGGUUCCUUUCAAUUCGGUUGAAUUGAUCCUUAAUAAUUGUGUUCGAUGUCACGAGCGGACUUUUGUUAGCUCGAACUAGUUUCGAAAUUAAUGUUUUUCAAUAUAAUAUCUCAGCGGGUGGGAUAGAAACGACGGGAGUUCAAUUUCAUGAAGGGAAAAAAAAAACGUUUUCGGCUCGAGAGAGAGGAAGAGGAGUUCUAUGUUUGUCAAUCUGGCUACAAAAGGACACGAGGAAAUAAAGAGGCCUGGCGCGGGGAAAGGACUUUGCAAGCGACCUGUCGACCUGUCGGUAGAUUGAUCGAUUCGUUGAUUGAUUGGUUAAUAGAUGGAUUGAUUGAUUGCUUGGUUGGUUGGUUGAUUGCUUAGAACGGUUGGCUGGUUGAUUGGUUGAUUGGUCAUCCAUACGUUGAUUGGUUGAUUGGUCAUCCAUACGUUGAUUGGUUGAUUGGUCAUCCAUAGGUUGAUUGGUUGGUGCGUCGGUUCAUAUACGAUUCGAGUGGCGGCAGUUGUCACUUAUCUACUCCGCUCGCUGGGGCGUUGUUCAGCUCGAUUCUUUUCUCUUCAAUGACAUUAAAAAAAAGAAAAAGACCUUCUCCCUCGAGCGUUUAAUUAAUUGUGUUUAAAGUUGCAAUUUCCUUUUUGCGGGACAUUUUCCUCGAGUGUUUUCUCUUCAGUGACGUAAAAGAAAGACCUGCGCGAUGGAGUCUUUAAUUGUGUUUAAACUUUACUUUAAAGUUGGAAUUUACUUUUUGCGGAAAGUUUUCUGAAGUCGUGUUGUUCGUCUUCAAUGUGAAGAGAGAGGGAGGUUUUUUUUCCAGCGUGAGGAGGACAAAUCGAAGGGCCACGGUCCCUCCAGCAGCGAGAUACGUUGCGGUGAUUGAAUACGAUCGAUCGAUUGUCAACCGUGUGGUACAUUUGUCGUCUGCCAUGAAUUUAAAAUCAAAUUAUGAUUUGUCC
Molecule: messenger RNA, 2259 nt
Organism: Chara braunii
Lineage: Eukaryota; Viridiplantae; Streptophyta; Charophyceae; Charales; Characeae
Source: the annotation of a GenBank genome assembly